This is a messenger RNA of Rhipicephalus microplus (southern cattle tick), 1243 nucleotides long. RefSeq names its product sulfotransferase 1C2. Gene Ontology annotation, molecular function: sulfotransferase activity. The record is from RefSeq and is a predicted model, not a curated record. Lineage: Eukaryota; Metazoa; Arthropoda; Arachnida; Ixodida; Ixodidae.
UUAAUAAUUCCCACUGAUUUGAGUGACGAGAGGCCUCCAAAAGCUGGCUUGAAGAAACGAAGCUUGACGCUAACGAGCAACAUGCCAGAAUCGCUUAUUAGGUGUAACCUUCCCAAGGAAUACUACAGUUGAGUUAAGAAAAACCUCGUGUUAGUACAGAGGCAUGGCCGAUAUCAAAGCUGAAAGCUCAUCGCCGACGUCCGACAAGGCGAAAUACCUUCACCACUUCGAAGGCAUCCUGGUGGGCGACAUGUUCGAAGAGUCGCGGCUUCGAUCAGCGUUUCGUUACAAGCCCAGGGAGGAGGACGUGUUCGUCGUGGGCUUCCCGAAAACAGGCACCACGUGGCUUCAUUUCGUGCUGCAACGCAUCUUGAACCAUGCGAGCGAAACACCCGCACAGAGCGCCGCGACGUGCUUGCCUAACGUCGCCUUCCUGGAAUUCGCUGGUGGCGAGAAGGUUGAGAAGUUAUCCAGGACCCCGGGACUACCACUGGUGAUCAAGACGCAUCUGCCCUACGAGAAGGUGCACUUCUCGGACAAAUCUAGGUAUGUCUACGCGCUUCGGAACCCGUACGACACCUGCGUGUCGUACUACCACCAGGUGCAACAAAAAGCCCCAGGUUGCGGUGACCUGACCUUCGACGAGUUCUUCGAGCAGUUCAUAGACGGAUGGAUUCACCCGGACGAUUACUUCGAUCACCUGGCGUCCUGGUUCGCGCACAAGGCGAGACCUAACUUUCUGUGCGUAGCGUACGAGCACAUGAAGAAAGAUCCUCGUUCGGGUAUUCAAAAAAUCGCUGCGUUUCUCGGAAAGGAAAUCAGCGACGAUGCAGCACUGGAUGAAAUCGUACAGACCGUAUCUCCGGAUGUUAUGAAAAGAGCCUUCGCCGAAGCCCUUUCUGCAAGGCAACAGGAGAAGUCUGUCAAAGGCCGUCCCCCGAACGGAGCUUUAGACAACUCGUCCGACGGAGUUAGCAAGCUCAAAGGAGGAAGCCUCGUGAGGACAGCGACUGUCGGCGACUGGAAAAACCAUUUUUUGGCCUCUCAAAUUGACCGUAUGAAGGCCAAAAUGGCAUCCAAGACUGUCGGCUUUCGAACAGAUCUGGAGGUUUUGUGGAAGGACGCCAAUCUGCCGUGAAUGGUCUAUUGAGUAUGCACCACAAAAAAAAAACAAUUCAGCAAUUUCACGCAUGCCCACAUGCAUCCAUCUGGAAUAAAUUUCGGUUAAGAAUAUCAAUAAUAA